CGCGUGUCAUGGGUCCCGUCCUACGUGUGGCUCUGUCCCAUGUUGCUGGCCCCCUGGGUGGGGUCUAGCCCCAGAGACCCCAGGUUCAGGGGGAGCAGCUGAUCCCAGUGUGGGGGCACGGCCAGCCCCUCUCCACGCUGACCCCUCUCCUCUUCCCCAGGCUGCUGAAUGCAGAGGACGGUGGCUGUUGUCGGUGGUGGGAUCAGUGGCCUCACCGCCUGCUACCACCUGGCCAGGAGCCCCAAUGCUCCCAAGAUAAUCCUGCUGGAGGGUAGCGGCCGCCUGGGGGGCUGGCUCCAUUCCACUCGAACUGAGGACGGGGCCGUAUUUGAGCAUGGCCCCAGGGGGAUCCGACCUGCCGGGACCGUGGGGAAGAACACUCUGCUCAUGAUCUCUGAACUUGGCCUGGAUGCAGAUGUGCUUCCGGUGCCUGGCGACCACCCGGCUUCUAAGAACCGCUACCUGUAUGUGAGCGGGGCACUGCACAGGCUGCCAUCUGGCAUUGGCGGUGUUCUGCGGACAGUGCCGCCCUUCACCAGACCCCUACUCUGGAGUGGGCUGCAUGAGCUGGCAGCCCCCCGGGGCACCCAGCCGGAUGAGACCAUCCACAGCUUUGUGAGCCGCCGCUUCGGAAAGGAGCUGGCUGACAUCGCCAUUGACAGCCUGUGCCGGGGGGUGUUUGCUGGAGACUGCCGGGCCCUGAGCAUGCGCUCCUGCUUCCCUGCGCUGUUCGAGGCUGAGCAGAGGCGGCGCUCCGUCAUCCUGGGGAUGGCCCUGGGCGGAGGGAAGGGCCCCGCCCUGGACUCGGCGCUGAGCCGCAGGGCUCGCGACGAGCGCUGGAGCCAAUGGUCGCUGCGUGGUGGCAUGGAGACACUGCCCGAGGCCCUGCAGGACUUCCUGAGACGGCGUGGGGUUGAAAUGCACUGCCAUGCCCGGCUGCAGCACCUGGAGAGAACAGCAGCUGAGUGCUGGCAGAUCACCCUGGAGGAUGGCAGCGUGAGAGCAGACCAUGUGAUCAGUGCCAUCCCAGCCAGAGCUCUGGCGGUGCUGCUCCCCGGCUGGGCCGAGCCGCUGGCCCAGGAGCUGCGCAGCAUCGAGGCUGUGUCGGUGGGUGUGGUGAACCUGCAGUACAACGGUGCCACGCUGCCCAUCACGGGGUUCGGGCACCUGGUGCCCUCGUUCGAAGACAGCUCCCUGCUGGGCAUUGUCUACGACUCGGUCGCCUUCCCGGAGCAGAAUGGCAGCCGUGGCCCUUCCGUCCGGCUCACGGUGAUGCUGGGAGGUGCAUGGUUCGAACAGGGCUUUGGGGACCCAGACACGGUGCCACAGGCCGUGCUGCUGAGCCGUGCCAAGGAGGCAGUGAGGGCACACCUGGGCAUUGUGGCCGAGCCCUCCUGCACAAUCGUCAAAGUGCUCAAGGCCUGCAUCCCCCAGUACAUGCUCGGCCACUGGCAGAGGAGAGGUAAGGCUGGCAGAGCCCUUGGUGCCCUCUCACAUCUAUGGCAUCAGGCUGCCCCUCGCAUGUUAUCCCCUCUGCAGUAUCAUAGAAUCUCAGGGUUGGAAGGGACCUCAGGAGAUCUAGUCCAACCCCCUGCUCAAAGCGGGACCAAUCCCCUCACUCCCUCUGUCCCCCUGGCAGAGACCAUGAGCCGUUACCUGGAGCAGGAAGGAUUACCGCUGAGCCUGAUCGGGGCCUCCUACCAGGGUGUCUCUGUGAACGACUGUAUCUACAGUGCCAAGCUGGCAGUCACCCGGCUCCUGGACUAG
This is a messenger RNA of Mauremys reevesii (Reeves's turtle), 1767 nucleotides long. It is a transcript of the gene PPOX, whose product is annotated as protoporphyrinogen oxidase. Gene Ontology annotation, molecular function: protoporphyrinogen oxidase activity, oxygen as acceptor. The coding region runs from base 169 to 1767 and encodes 532 amino acids. The transcript is spliced from 12 exons. The record is from RefSeq and is a predicted model, not a curated record. Gene Ontology annotation, biological process: heme biosynthetic process. Lineage: Eukaryota; Metazoa; Chordata; Testudines; Geoemydidae. Gene Ontology annotation, cellular component: mitochondrial inner membrane.